Molecule: messenger RNA, 2577 nt
Organism: Closterium sp. Naga37s-1
Lineage: Eukaryota; Viridiplantae; Streptophyta; Zygnematophyceae; Desmidiales; Closteriaceae
Source: the annotation of a GenBank genome assembly
AUGCGAGAUCCGACGGUCUCAAUAUCUCUUCAUCAUCCACACCGGGUAGAUCCACCGUCGGAUCGACCCGCGUGUACGUGCCAUUCGGCAAAUCAGCAUCCGGAAUUCCCAUUGGACCGUCUGCCUGACGACGUGCUCUCAUUGGUCCUCCAGCAUCUCUCCCGCAACUCCCUCGCGCACGCCUUCGUCUGCAAGCGCUGGUUCCGCCUCACGUGCCUCGCGCGCGUCUACCUCAAGGUUCCGCGCGCCGUGCACUCCGCGCAGCUUCUCUCCGCCGUAGACACAUUCCCGACAUUGUCACAACUCGAUAUAGCGGAGAACACCGUUCCGCACGCGACAGACGAACUCCUGCGCGGAAUUUCCGCGCGCUGCCCCAAUCUCACGCGCCUGCUCAUCGGGUACCAGUUCCGCGCGCGCUUCUCCCCCGCGGGGCUCUCCGCGCUCUUCCGCGGGUGCGCGCGCCUGCAGCAGCUCCGCCUGUUUUCCCUCAGCGGAAUCUCCGCACUUCCCGCGUCCCUCACGCUCCUUUCCCAGCUAGAAGUUCUCGAAUUAGAGGUCCUUCGUUUGCUGCCCGGCAGUUUCGGGCAGCUAGGGUCGUUGGCGGUGCUGAAGCUCGAGGCCAAGUCUUUGGAGGAGCUGCCCGAGAGCCUGGGCAGGCUGAAAAACCUGCAGCGAAUGUGGCUGACAAACUGCGAGAGUCUGUCCAAACUUCCCGACUCGUUCGGGCAGCUUUCCAACCUAUCCUUCCUCAGCAUUCACCUCUGCGACCGGCUUCGGUCGCUCCCAGAAAGUUUCAGCUUUCUGCCCGCUUUGGAAACCCUAAAACUACACGAGCUUCCGAGCCUGCGCACGCUGCCCGAACUCUUCGGGCACCUGCCGAAGCUGAGAAUUCUUGACAUGAGCACAUGCGGGGUGGUGCGCCUCCCUCUCUCUCUAUACCUCUUAGCCCGCUUGGAACGACUCAGCAUAGCAGCUUUCCCGGACCUCCCCCACGUGCCCCCUCUCACCGCGCAACUCCUCGCUCUGCCGCCCCGCCCGCUCCACCAAUCCCUCCUGCCUGGCACCGCCUCUGCAUCGCUUGCGUCCCCCUCCCCCUCCCAAGCGCCUUCGUCUGUUGCUCGAGAGGGUGUUUCUGGGGGAUUCGUCUCCCCGCCUCAUCCGAAUGUGGGCCAGGGUCACCAGGGGAGGGCGCGGCCUAUUGGGCUUUGUACUGGGUUGGGUGGGCGCAUACGGGAAGAGACAUGCGAGGAUGAAGCGGAUAAGGAGGAGGAGGAUGAAGGAAUGGAGGAGAGGGAGGACGAGAUGCAGCUGGGGGUGGUGCCGUCGCAGCAGCAGCAGCAGCAGCAGCAGCAGCAAGAGGAGGGUAGGCCGUGGGAAUGGCAGGAGCAGCAGGAGGGGAUUCAGGCUGGGGAGUUUUCCCACUGGAGAGUGGGGAGGCAGUUUCCUGCAUCCUCGUUAGGGCUGUCCUCGUUAGUGAUACUAGAGAUGACGGACCACACUGGGAUCCUUGCCCUACCCGAAGACCUAGGGUGCCUGCCCAAGCUGGAGCUUCUCAGGCUUGUCAGACUGGACAAUUUCACGGUCCUGCCCGAUUCGCUCGGGCAGCUGAAAUCCCUGCGCAAGCUAAUGCUUUCUCAGCUGCCCUAUCUGGAGUACCUCCCUGCCUCUCUCCCACAACUGCCAUCCCUCGAGCUGCUGGUCAUUCACCAAUGUGCCAACCUGGCAUCCCUGCCACGUGGCACAAUCUCAGGCCUUCGGAACCUGUCCAAGGUGGCACUUAUUGAGUGCACAAGCUUGUGCCGUCUGGAUAGCGAAGACGCGAAGGCCAGCAGGGGUGGAACGGACACGUUACGCCAUGUGCUUGUCUUUGAUUGUGGCAUGAAGUCCCUUCCACCAUCUCUUCUACAUGUGGAGUCAUUACAGACUACCCUUCGCAUGAUCUGGGUGUAUCAUUUAUACAACCUGCCCGACUCUCUCGGGCAGCUCUCAAAUCUCCGUUUUCUGGAGCUGGAGCAGUGCACAGCUCUUCGAGACCUGCCCGGCCCGGUCGACUCCCCUUGCCAAGGCCAGAUCUGGCUGCCCGCUCUCGAAAGUCUUCGUCUGGUGGGACUCCGCCAUCUGGACUCUCUCCCUCCACUCGGGCAGCUGAAAAACCUUCGCAGGCUGACCGUGUCACUUCUAUCGAAGCUUGACGAGCUUCCUCCGUCUCUCUCCCUGCUCUCCAACCUGCAAACCCUAGUCAUCCAUGGCUGCUCGCAGCUGAAAUCCCUCCCUCGCAACGUUCCCUCUGCCCUUUCCUCUCUCUCCUCCCUCUCGAUUCGCUCCUGCUGCAGCAUAAAAGAUCUGGAUUUUCUUCCGUUUUGCAAUGGUGCUAUGGAGGCAUGUAGUGUGGGUGGGGUGGAGGGGAGGGUGACCAGUGAAGCGGUGAAGUGCAAUGCGUUACGGUGCGACAAUGUGGAGGGGGAUUCGUCGCCUGAAGCUGAAAUGUGCACAUUAGCAGGUGCUGCCAGAGGUGCUGUGGCUGCUUCCAUCUGUCCAAUGUGUGCACCAUUUCAAUCACAAGUGGAUGGGCGGUAA